Messenger RNA from Apis laboriosa (Himalayan honeybee), 4900 nucleotides. It is a transcript of the gene dia, whose product is annotated as protein diaphanous. The transcript has 16 exons. NCBI's taxonomy places the organism in Eukaryota, Metazoa, Arthropoda, Insecta, Hymenoptera, Apidae. Gene Ontology annotation, molecular function: microtubule binding; small GTPase binding; actin binding. Gene Ontology annotation, cellular component: cytoplasm; actin filament. The record is from RefSeq and is a predicted model, not a curated record. The coding region runs from base 338 to 4738 and encodes 1466 amino acids. Gene Ontology annotation, biological process: actin filament polymerization; actin cytoskeleton organization.
AGAAAAAGUGACAUUUGCAAUUCGUUGUUCAUUGGCGCUGUUGUGCGUGAGUAACGUUUCUCGCAUGCUACUCGGUGUUCCAUUGUCAUAACGGAUGAAAUGAAUAUUUAUCUAUGGAAAGGUCAUUUCAGUUUGCUCGAGAAAUUACAAGUAUUUUUUAUAUGGUUUAAAAAAAACUGUUAAAUUUUGUUACCGAUUAAUUUAAUAUAAAUAACGAAUGAAUACAAAUAAUAUCGAAUUUGUAAUUAUUAAAACUGUAUGUCUUGACGAAUAAAAUUUUAAGUAAUAUUAGAAAAACAAUGUAUAAUAGAAGGUAACAACUGAGGAAGAUUAAACUAUGGCCAACAGAAAAGAUAAAUCAUCUACAGGUUUUCUGGACACAUGGUUCGGCCGACCAAAAAAAUCCGGGCGUGGAGGUGGGGUCAGAAGUGGUUUAGGAAACAAUACUAUACCACGACCUCAUUCCGGUGAUGAUUUCAAUGAGAUUGAGCAACAACGUUGUAUCAUUGAAAGAAUGGAUAAAGAGACAGUAAAUGACAAAUUUGAGGAAAUGUUGGCUAAUAUGAAUUUAACCGAAGAAAAAAAAGAACCAUUACGACAACAAUCGGAAGCGAAGAAAAGAGAAAUGUUGGUUUUGCAUUAUAAAGGUAGCAUUCAAGAGAAUAAAUCAAAAUUUGAUAAACCUGCGGAUUAUAUUCAGUAUUUGGCACAACCUGAUUUAAGUGUCAACAAAAUCUACAAUUGCAUUGAAUCAUUAAGAAUAGCAUUGACAAACAAUCCUUUAAGUUGGGUUCAGGAAUUUGGUACGAAAGGAUUGAAACAGGUUUUAGCGACGCUCAACGAGUGCUAUCGAAAUGCCUUCAUAUAUUAUAAUAGUGACAAUCGAUAUGAACGUAUACAGUACGAAUGCAUUCGAUGUUUGAAAGCUAUUAUGAAUAAUACUGUUGGUAUAAAGGAGAUGUUGGCUCAUCAGGAAGCACUCACGAUCGUAGCUAGAUCAUUGGAGCCGACAAAACCAUCCGUUAUGUCAGAAGCUGUAAAACUGCUUGGUGCAGUUUGCCUUAUUUCAAGCGACAGUCAUAAAAAAGUUUUGGAUGCGAUUACUAUGAACGGAGAAUUUAAGGGAAGAGAAAGAUUUUUACCUAUUGUGCAGGGUCUAAUGAAUAAGAAAAAUGAAAAUCUAAGAGUGGAGUGCCUUCAACUUAUCAAUUCUAUCAUUUCUUCGGCCGAAGAAUUAGACUUUAGAUUGCAUUUACGAAAUGAAAUCAUGCGAGUCGGUUUAGCCGAUAUUUUAGAAACAUUGGAAAAAAAUGAAUCUGAAGAUUUAGCUAGACACUUGAAAAUUUUCAAUGAUCACAAAGAGGAAGAUUAUGAAGAAUUUGUACAAAGAUUUGAUCACGUACGAUUGGAAUUGGAUGAUAUAAAUGAUUGUUUUGAAGUAAUUAAAAAUAUGGUAAUGGAAACGUCUGCUGAACCAUACUUUUUAUCAAUACUUCAACAUCUUUUAUUCGUCAGAGACGAUGCUUUAGUCAGACCGGCCUAUUAUAAACUGAUAGAAGAAUGCGUAUCACAAAUUGUGUUGCACCGUUCAGGCUGUGAUCCAGAUUUUAGUGCAACUAAGCGCUUUCAAAUUGAUGUCCAACCAUUGAUCGAUACAUUGGUUGAAAAAUCGCGAGUGGAAGAAGAAAGGCGAUUGGUUGAAGUAUUGCAAAAAUUAGAAGAAGCUAUAGCUAGUAAACAAGAAGCAGAAGCAAAACUUCAACAUGCAGAAAAUAAAAUUAGAGAAUUGGAGCAAGGAGGAAUAAAAUCAACUAACGGUAAUGCGAAAAUUGGUUCAGUCCUAUCGGGUUUGGCUGGAAUUGGUAAUCUUCCACCUCCACCACCUCCGCUUCCAAAUGCGAGUGGAUCAACAAUAAUAAUAGCACCGCCACCUCCGCCGCCACCACCUUUACCGGGUUCUGGUGGUCUAUGUCCGCCUCCACCACCACUUCCUGGAUUAGGAGGACCACCACCACCACCUAUGCCUGGUACACUAGCAGGUCCUAAACCUCCACCAAUGCCACAAUCAGGUCCACCACCGCCAAUGAUGGCUGGGAUUAAUUCCGCUAUUAACACGUCACAAUCACUUCCAUUAGGAUUGAAGCCAAAAAAAAAAUGGGAAGUCGAUGCACCAUUGAAGAGAGCAAAUUGGAAAGCAAUCAUGCCACAUAAACUCACUGAAAAAUCAUUUUGGAUAAAAGUACAAGAGGAUAAGUUGGCCAGUCCCGAAAUACUAAAUGGUUUAAGCUUAAAGUUUGCAUCAAAACCAAGUGGGAAGAAAAUUGAUGACGUUGUUGAUAAAUCAGCUUCAUCAAAAAAAGUGAAAGAUUUAAAAGUCCUUGAUGGAAAAGCUGCUCAAAAUAUUCUUAUACUUCUUAAUGGUACUUUAAAGCAUAUGUCAUAUGAAGAGGUAAAGUCUUGUUUACUCAAAUGUGAAGGACCCGUUAUUUCGGAUAAUAUACUUCAAGGACUGAUACAGUAUUUACCGCCACCCGAUCAAUUAAAAAAACUUCAUUUUUAUAAAGAUCAAUAUGAUGAUUUAACAGAAGCUGAACAGUUUUGUAUUACUAUAUCGACAAUCAAGAGAUUGUUGCCGAGAUUGAGAUCAUUAAGUUUCAUGCUGCGAUAUGAAGAAUUAGUGCAAGAUGUAAAACCGGAUAUAGUGGCAGGCACAGCAGCUUGUGAAGAAGUAAAGAAUAGUAAAAAAUUUGCCAGAAUUCUGGAAUUGAUCCUAUUGCUUGGCAAUUAUAUGAAUUCUGGUUCAAAGAAUGGUCAAGCAUUUGGAUUUGAAAUUAGUUUUCUUACUAAGUUAACUAGCACUAAGGACAUUGAUAACAAACAGACUUUAAUGCAUUAUUUAGUAGACACAAUAGAACAAAAGUUCUCAGAGUGUCUUAGUUUUACAGAAGAACUGGCACAUGUAGAUAGAGCAAGUCGAGUUUCUUUAGAAAAUGUACAAAGAACUUUGCGACAAAUGGAUUCUAGUAUUCGAAAUCUCGAACAAGAUUUAUCGAAUGCUAAAAUACCACAAUCCGAUGAAGAUAUGUUUUUACAUGUCAUGGGUCCUUUUGCAAAAAAAGCCCGUGAAUCUUACGAAGUUCUUCAAAAUAUGUUUAAAAAUAUGGACAGCUUAUACACAGAAAUUUCCGAAUUUUUUUCUUUUGAUAAACAGAAAUAUACAAUAGAAGAAUUUUUUGGCGAUAUAAAAACAUUUAAAGAUGAUUUCAUGCAAGCUCAAAAAGAAAUAAUAAAAAUGAGAGAAACAGAAGAAAAACAAAGAAGAGCGAGAGAAGCGCGAGAAAAAGCAGAAGCAGAGAAAGCAGCUCGAGUAGCAAGGAAAAUAGCACUUGUCGAUAUGAAUGCACAUGAAACUCAGGAAGGUGUUAUGGAUAGCUUAAUGGAAGCUCUUCAAACUGGUUCCGCGUUUAGUCGACCAGAUCAACGUCGGAAACGUCAAACACGCGCUGCUGGUGGUAAGUUGUAUAGGACUGCAUACGCUUCAACGAAAUCUACGAAGAAGGAGAAGUUGUUAUUUGCUAAAUUGUAUCAAUCGGGAGAACUUAAGCAAUUUGCAAUUAAACGAAAUCAAAGCAAUAUUACGCGAAACGUCUCUCUUUCUCGUGAUAUGCUCACAAUUUCAAAAAAUUCUGGUUUCACACAAUAUGCAACACCAGAAGAAAAUCAACAUUUUUAUAAAUGUUUAUUACUUGAUCUUGUCACAAGAACGCCUAAACAAGAUAAAUUUUUAUCUAGGAUUAGUUCAUUUAAGAGAAAAAAACAAAGUGAAAUCGCAUCCAAGAAAAUACGUAUUGAUCGAUUAAUAUUUGAAGAAACUCCAAAAAGAGAAAUUUCUAUAAAAAUAUCUCGAAAUUUCGAUGAUAUUUCGAAUUUAUCAAAUAAUUCCGACCAAUGUGUUGCAUCUUACGGAUUUGUGAUAGAUGAGCUAAAAAAACAUACACCGAAACAUGUCAAAUCGAAUUUAGUUUCAUCCUCUCCAAAUCAAACGAUUUCUAUAGGUACAGCUGUAAAGCUUAGUCCAGUUAAACGAAGACAAGUUAUAGUAAGUAAGAAACAUAAAAGAAACAGUAUAGUGCGGCGUGUUGUUAAGAAUCGUAAACAAAGGCAUUCGAGAUUUAGCGAUAAUCGAAGAGCACGAAAGCUGUUCAGUUAUUUGGGCAGUCCUAUAGGCGAAAGUAUUUCGCUGAUCGAAAAUCGUUCCCUUUUCCAUGCAUUCGAAUCGGAUAAUAGAAUAUCGAAAUCUAUGGACAAUAUUAUAACUAAAAUUGAUAAAAUUCCAUUAAAAUUGAUUGAAAGAAAAAAUUUAGAUAUCCUUUGUUGGAAAGAUGAAAAUAAAAAUGAUUUGUCUAUACAAUAUUCGAAUAGUCAGCUUUCAUCUUUGAAGUGUUUCUUUCAAUGUCCGAUCUUGAAUUCGAACAGAAAAAUGACUGAGUUGGACGAACUUACUUUUCAAAUGACACAACCUAUUACUAUUGAAUCUCGAAUUAAUAAUAAUCUCGAUACUUUUCAUCAGUUAAAAUUGACAAAUAACGCAUCAAAAAAUUGUUCGAUAUUUGCGCUCAAAAAGGACACGCUUUCGAUAUCGACUAAACAAGAAUGCAAUUUUAUAAUUACAACCGAAACUGAACAGAUCGUUUCGAUGAAGAAAAAACAUCGGAAAAGAAUUUGGAAAUUUUGGUAGAUUUGUUAAAUUGCGUUGUUGUCGUAAUUUCUUCAAAUGUUACAUAUCUAUAACUGUUUCAUAUUGUAUUUUAUUGUAUUUAUGUAAUUUUAACGACAAGACUGAAUUUUGUUUCAUUAAUAUUAUUAUAUAUUUUAUUUUUUAUUUUUUCUUUUUUUUUUC